Poecilia latipinna (sailfin molly) is the source of this 991-nucleotide messenger RNA. Its product is annotated as secretory phospholipase A2 receptor-like. The coding region runs from base 1 to 915 and encodes 304 amino acids. NCBI's taxonomy places the organism in Eukaryota, Metazoa, Chordata, Actinopteri, Cyprinodontiformes, Poeciliidae. The record is from RefSeq and is a predicted model, not a curated record. The transcript has 4 exons.
AUGCAGUGGACUCUGCUUCUGCUGAUGUGGAUGGAUCAAUGCUGUCCAGUGGUUUCUCAGCUCUAUCAGUUUCACUACAUUAAUGAGGAAAAGACCUGGACUGAAGCUCAGCAGUACUGCAGAGAGAAACACACCGACCUGGUCACAGUGACUAACAUGAAGGACAUGAAGAGACUCAUCAACAUGUCAGCUGGAGAUCAGAGUGAAGCCUGGAUUGACAGUAAUUCAUCCAAGAAAUUCCACUUGAUUCAAGAAAAUAAAACCUGGACAGAAGCUCAGAGUUACUGUAGAGAGAAACACACAGACCUGAUCAGUGGAACGAAGCAGAUAGAGGAUGAAGAAGUGAAGAAUGAAAUCAGCCAUGUGGGAAGUUAUACAUACAUUUUAACUGGUCUGUUCAGAGACACCUGGAGGUGGUCAGAUGGAAGCAGUUUCUCUUUCAGACACUGGAAUAAAGGGUUCGACUAUCAGGCAAGGUAUGAUGGUCAAUGUGCCAUGAUUAAGUUUGAUGAUGGAGGCAGAUGGAAGAAUGAGAACUGUGAUCAAAGAAAACCUUUCAUCUGUUAUGAUGAUGAAUUGAUCCUGAUCAAAGAAAAUAAAACCUGGGAGGACGCCUUGACCUACUGCAGAGAUCACCACCAUGACCUGGUCACCAUCACCAACAUGGAGGAUCAGAUAUCUGUCCAGCAGAAAGCCCAGUUUGCCUCGACUGAUUAUGUCUGGAUGGGACUGAGCUACGCCUGCACUCUGGAUUUGUGGUUCUGGGUCAGUGAUGAUGUGGUCAGCUAUCCGAACUGGGCCUCAAAUGAACCGAUGGACGACUGUGACAUGUCUGGAGCCAUGGAGACGGGAGGAAAACAUAAGUGGAGGAAAAAAAGAGACAGUGAGAAGUUUAAUUUCAUCUGUUCUAAGUAGAGGCCAACAGGAUGGUUACUGUUAACCAGGUGUCAUUAGAUUAGAUCUGAACUUCCAGGGCUUAAAUCUUUUUUUG